UGAAUAUAUCCAUCCGCCACAGAUGUUCAUAUCAUCUUUACGAAACUUAAACACCUUACUUUUAUCAAUCAUCCUUCCAAAUUAGUAAAUAAUUUAUUUACAAACACUGGAUAGCGAAAGGUUUGCUAAAGAUAGGCGGUUAAAAUUGACCCCUUUUUUGUGAAAGGAUAUAAUUUUGUCAAGUGAGUGAAUCGGUAUCCGCCAUCUUGGCUUCCAUUGACCAGGCGUUUGGCUGGUUCCUUUGGCCUAUUUCCUCUGCCUUCAAGUCAGCAUGGAUGAAACCUACGACGUGAUUGUGCUUGGCACAGGUCUCAAGGAAUGUAUCCUGAGCGGCCUGCUGUCUGUGAGUGGGAAGAAGGUCCUGCAUAUGGACAGAAACAAGUACUAUGGCGGAGAGAGUGCAUCCAUUACUCCACUGGAAGAGCUGUAUGAGAAGUUUGGGCUGGGCAGUCCACCUGAGUCCAUGGGGCGUGGCAGGGACUGGAAUGUGGAUCUCAUCCCGAAGUUCCUCAUGGCCAACGGGAUGCUUGUAAAGCUGUUGAUUCACUCGGGGGUGACCAGAUAUCUAGAAUUCAAGUCGUGUGAAGGUAGCUAUGUGUACAAAUCCGGCGGAAACAAAAUUCACAAGGUACCCGUUACAGAAAAGGAGGCCCUAUCAACAAGUUUGAUGGGCAUGUUCGAGAAGCGCCGCUACCGUAAGUUCCUGAUGUGGGUCAACGACAUCGACGAGAGCAACCCGAAGACCCACGGGGACAUCGACAUCGGGAAGGCCACCAUGCAGGAGGUGUACACGCACUUUGGGCUGGACGAGAACACAGCUGACUUCACCGGACAUGCUCUGGCACUGUGGAGGGAUGACAAUUACAAGCAGCAGAGUUGCAUCGACACUAUCCGGAGGAUUAAGCUCUACAGCGAGUCCCUUGCUCGCUAUGGCAAGACUCCAUACCUGUACCCCCUGUAUGGACUUGGAGAGCUGCCCCAGGGCUUUGCCAGGUUGAGCGCAAUCUAUGGAGGGACCUACAUGUUGGACAAGCCGGAAUGUAAAAUUCAUUUUGAUGAAAAUGGGAAGGUGACUGGCGUGGAGUCCGAUGGAGAGACUGCUAAGUGCUCUGCAGUGGUGUGUGACCCAGGCUAUGCCGGUGACAAAGUGAAGAAGGUGGGACAGGUGGUGCGCUGCAUCUGUAUCCUGUCUCACCCCGUACCCAACACCAAAGACUCCCUCUCCUGCCAGCUCAUCAUCCCCCAGAACCAGGUCGACAGAAAGUCUGACAUCUAUGUUUGCUGCGUCUCCCAUGCCCACAACGUGGCCUCCAAAGGCAAGUUCCUGGCCAUCUGCAGCACAACAGUGGAGACUGACAACCCUGAGGCUGAACUCAAGCCAGCUUUGAACCUCCUGGGCCCCAUUGAUCAAAAGUUUGUGAGUGUGAGCGAUCUGUAUGAACCAAUAGAGGAUGGUACAAACAGCAAGCUGUUUGUUUCCAGUACCUACGACGCCACGACUCACUUCGAGACGACCUGUCUGGACAUCCUGGACAUUUACAAACGGUACACUGGGGAGGAGUUCGACUUCACGAAGGUGGCGGAUCAGAUCCAGACUGUAGCGGACGAAUAGCGACCAAGCCAGCGAUUCCAGCGCACCAGCACAUUCAUUCAGAGAAACCCUAGUACUUCCAGUUACAGUCCAGGAUUAAAAAUGAUGAGUGUGGUUUUUAGUCCCUCAUGCUGUCCAAACGAAAAAAAAAAAAUGUCCAGUGAUAGAAAUUGAUAAUGCCAGAAUGAAGGGGACACUACAGGACGCAGAUAGGCAUUUGUGGCUCCGUUCUAGGCAGGCGAGUUAGCGUUUAUUGAUUGAUAUUGAUAGGUAUUGCCAAGCCAAGCCAGGCUCCAAGGCCGUCGUACGUAGUCUGCAAGAAUUGUGAUAAUACUUGAGUGCCGUCUGUGGCAUACAUGUAUCCAUGAGGCAGUGUCACACAAACUCUGCAAAAGAAAAGAAAAAAUGCCUCGUUGAUGAAAAUCUUCUGUUACAUAAAUCUUGAGAGCGUGUCAAGCCUAAUUGUGUAGCUCUAACGAUUCCGUGCUCUUUUCAUGCCAUGGUUUCUAGAUAGCCAACUGACAGAUGUCUGCCUAUACCUGCCGGUAACACUAGUCGUGCGUAUGUGGUAGCUCUAUUCUACCAUCUGUAAUUAAGCUAAAUCAUUAUAAGAAGGGAUUAAAGCAAGAAGAGUAAUUCUACCCUAGCCUACCUACUCCUGUACACUGACUGUAGGAGUUGUAAGUUUAGAUGUAUUUUGCUCGCUGAGCUGACAUGCUUUGUUGAAAUUAUUGAUAAGGCCCCAAAGCUGAAAUAUUUGCGUUAUUGUACAUAAUGAGACCUAAUAUCUUUGUGGUGCAAAUGAAGACCUGUUUGGACGUACUAUGUAAGAGCUAUUUCCAACGUCAUCUAGCGUGUGCCCUGGCACACAGAAUACACAGUAGUUCCAACUAUUGACAAAGGCUUUCACUUAUAUUAUGAAUUUGUGGUCUUUCCCCUCUUGUCUGUGGUCGAUUCUAUAAAAAUGUGUGAUGUCCGGGGGAAAGCUUUGCUAAUGUGCCCAAAAUUGCGUAACGGCUUUCAUGUCUUAAUAAAAUGACAGAGCACACAUGA
Branchiostoma floridae (Florida lancelet) is the source of this 2644-nucleotide messenger RNA. Its product is annotated as rab GDP dissociation inhibitor beta-like. Lineage: Eukaryota; Metazoa; Chordata; Leptocardii; Amphioxiformes; Branchiostomatidae. The record is from RefSeq and is a predicted model, not a curated record. Gene Ontology annotation, cellular component: cytoplasm. Gene Ontology annotation, molecular function: Rab GDP-dissociation inhibitor activity. Gene Ontology annotation, biological process: vesicle-mediated transport; protein transport; small GTPase-mediated signal transduction. The transcript is spliced from 12 exons. The coding region runs from base 272 to 1612 and encodes 446 amino acids.